Molecule: messenger RNA, 2304 nt
Organism: Paramecium tetraurelia
Lineage: Eukaryota; Ciliophora; Oligohymenophorea; Peniculida; Parameciidae
Exons: 1
Source: RefSeq, a predicted model, not a curated record
AUGAAAUUUGCCUUAAUAUUGGCGCUAGCAAUUUUAAACACAAUUAGUGGCUCAAAAAUCAGCAAUAAAAACAUCUUAUUGCCCUUGGCAGACAUCGAAGUUGAGUAUGAAAUCACUGCUGAAGGUGGCUGCUUCGAUUGGAGUGCUUCCAAUAGUGCUAUUGCAAUCACAGUGCAGGAUUAAUAGGGAUGCUCGAAGUCAAUAGGAAAAGUCAGAGUUGUGACUAAAAUGCCAAGUUAAACAUUUAUCUAUGUGAAACCGAAGUCCUCAGAUGCAUCUCAAUUUAUAGUGGAAGUAGUUGUGCAAGCAAUAAGCAGUUUGAGCAUAAUUACCAAAUAAAAAUAAUUGGAUUUGGAUACUCAAGAGGAAUUGCAUGUUUAAGCAUAUGAUGAUAAGGGAAACACAUUCACAACAUUGGAAGGUCUUAAAUUUGAAUGGAAAACAGGCUAAUUGGAAAUGGUUAAGUUUACUGAAUCAGGAUUAAAAGUAUCAGAAAAAAGAGCAAGAUUAGAGUUCAAUAGUGAUAUCAUUGUGGUCAAAGGAAAGAAGGAAGGGAAAGAGACUGUUUUUACUAGAGUGGUCGAGAAGAAAUAUUAUGAAAAUAAAAUAGAAACGAACGUAGAUUUAGUUGUAAUUUAAAAAUUUCAAUUCUACCCUGAUUAUCCAGUGUUUUACUUACCAACACAUUCUGUGAUCCAAUUCCAUCUAUUGAGAGCAGAUGGGAAAACUAAAAUAAGCAUACCAAGUGCAGCUCAUGUUUGGAGUACUACUUCAAAACUAUCAAAAAUUGAACAAAAUGGUGCUUUGACAACAUAGACUGUUGAGAAGAACUUGAAUCUCACAGUAGUUAACUCCAAUUACAAUCAAAUCAAAGCUAUCUAUCAUGUAGUCAUUCCCAAGUACAUUGAUAUUGAUAUUUGGGAAGAUGGAAAAGAAAAGAGAGAAGGAAAAGUAACUCAUUUGAUAGUUGGCAAAUUAUAUAGAUUUUAAGCUUACCUCAAGGAUGAAUUGCAUUAAAGAAUAUAUUCUACAGAUGCAUUCUCCUAUGAGUCUAAAGACAUAGAAUUGAUAGAGCAGACAGUCAUAUCAAAGGUAGAAAGACAAAAUGUUAAAUUAACAUUCCAAAGAGGAACAUUGGAAUCCUCUGUUACCAUCCACUUUGUCCAACCUAUCCAAAUAUCAACAAUCUUUAAAACAUAUAUUCACCUUCCAAUUCAUGAACAAUACAACUUAGUUGUGACUGGAGGAUCAGGAAAUUAUAAAUAUUAAUCCAGAUAUCAAUCACCUACUAUUUUCGAAAUUAAAAGUCCCCACACUCUUGUCGCUUCAGAAUUAGGAGAGAAUAUCUUGAUAAUUUAUGAUGAAUUUAAUGUCUAUAACAGUUUAGAAGUAACUGUCUACGUGACAGAUGUCAGUUAAAUACUUCCAUUUGAGAGGAGGAAAGAAUUGAUAGUGAAUGAAUCUGAUGACACAUUUUAUUAAGCCAUUGGAGAUCCUAAAGUUGGAAACUAUACUUAAUGCAGAGCAGUUAAGUUUACUAUUGACAAUUUUGAUAUUUUCACCACAUCAUAAAUAGCUGGAGAUCUAUCCAACUAUUUAGUUUGCAAUGGUUUGAAAAUGCAAUCAGCAACACCAGGUUAAUAUAAUCUUCAAAUUAACACUCAAAAGAUAUCUGUAACACAAUAAGUAAGAGUUUAUGAUUACUUGCAUUUUGAAAAACCAGUCUAUUAUGUGACUCCUCAUUCCACUAUUACAACUAAGGUUUUGGGAGGACCAACAACUUGGGAUUAAACACCAUACAACGAGAAGUUGUCAGAAGGUAUUCUCAAAAUAGACAUGGAAAAAUAUCAUUUCAAUUGUUUCUAGAGCAAAGCUGAAUUCAGAAUUACAAGAAUCAAUAAACAAUCAGAUUUAUUGCCUAAUCCAAAAUUAGUUAGCAAUACUCUACCUAUUUAGUGUUUAUUGCCAGAAGCAUUCAAAAUUUAUAAUGAAAAGAAUCAGGAAGUAAAUUGGUUAUUCAAAGAAGAAACUGUGUAAAUUAGUGUAGUGGCUGUCUACAAGACUUUCUUAUUCUAUAAUUCCAGCAGUUUGCAUUUAGACUAUUCAACACGGGGAUUAAAAUAUCAAAAUAGAUAUUUAUCAUAUGAUAUUUAAUCAGGAAUUUCUGAUUGUAAAUUCAUUGUGGCUUCAAAUUCCUACAACAAUCAUAAAGAUACUUUCAUAACCAUAAAGAGUGAACUAGACUUAAUCAUCCAUCAUACAUUAAAAUUGAUUCCAAGUGGAGAACAAUAUGAUUCUGAUUGA